Pseudo-nitzschia multistriata is the source of this 1585-nucleotide messenger RNA. Lineage: Eukaryota; Bacillariophyta; Bacillariophyceae; Bacillariales; Bacillariaceae. The record is from the annotation of a GenBank genome assembly.
AAGUUAUUACUACUAAAACACAAGUGAUUCGUAGGACAUUAUCUCCGGAGGCCGAUAGCAAUCCGUUCGGACACAUUGCAUUUCAACUCGUGCGGUCUAAGACAGCACAGAUAGUCGAUCCAUCAUGGCGCAGAACCCACUUCUUGGUGAGUAAUGGUGUUUUGUUUCUUGGUGUCAUUGUUUUGUUAUGUCUUCCGGGCAAGCGAUUUGCAAAAUGUUGCAAUACCUUCAUCGCAUGCAAUCCAUGUCUGCAAUGCACGUUGUUGGAUUCCUUCUGCAGGCCGGUACUGCCACAUCCAUGGGAAAAUAUCACUCGAGAUUGGUGGAACAGACUCAACAAAAYCCGAUUGUCCAAGCGAUGUGAUGCAAUGCAACGCGAUCGGCCUGGGAACCACGGAUCAACCGAAAGGUUGGAUUGGUUUCGCGUUUGUUUUCUCCGAAGCCUGUUUGGAAGCAGAGGAAGGCAGAGCCGGGGACUGCCCAGAUGGCAAGAGCAAGAAAGACUGGUUAUACCCGCACCCUUAGCCUCUUUUCAUUCGUCAUGUGCUCGUCGAUCGGUUUGAACUGGCCGUUCACAGAGCUUGCCAAAACCUCCGCUUCGAUUCGAUUUCAUUCCAUUUCAUAUCAUUACAUUCGAUUAUCAUUACGAGACGAUCGAAAAGAAUGGUCACACGCUCGUUACUGAAUGGUAGCGACCAUUCCACUGUCUAUUSGAUUCGGUGGAUYACCUGUGAAAUUUAAUUUGCAACAUCUCAUUGUACUGCUAUACUUUUGCUUCUCGCUGUUGCAAUCUCUGCUUUUCUGCUUCACGCUCGCGACACGACUCUUGGCCGCAACCCGCAGGAAACCGUAUCUCUCUGAUUUCCAAGAAGAAYAUUCGAUACGAGGGUAUCCUUUAUUCGAUCAACGAAACAGACUCUACGCUUGCCCUGCAAAAUGUCAGGUCGUACGGAACGGAAGGCCGAGAGAAAUCGGACCCUUCGACCGCGUUUGUAGCACCUCAGGAAGGUGUCCACGUUUAUUUGCUAUUUCGGGGCUGCGACAUCAAAGACCUUCACGUUCACGAGCAGCAGUCGGAGACUGAGAACACAGCUUCGGCAAAGGGGGAAACAGCAGAAGARACACCGAACAACGACACAUCUUCGCCAACCACCGGUGGCGAAGCAGAAACUGCACCACCGCAAACGAACGCGGACAGAAAGAAUGAUCCAAAUACCACAAACAACGGCAGCAACACCACUGGCGAUAACAAUAUUGCUUCAUCGGACAGCGAUGAUAAGUUGCCCCCGCCACCGAAGGUUCCGUCGAAACCGUCAAGAAACCAAAACCAGCCAAACGGGAAGAACUCCCAACGGCGGUCCGGGAACUCUAGACGGAAAGGAGCAGCCGUGGGRACGGGAGCUAGCCUGCUGAACCGUAAGGCACGGGGCGCGGUCGAGGGAGGURAGUUGUGUUGAGCUAGGUUGAAUUUGAGUUGAGCUUGUUUGCACCGAGUGAUGUGUACGAAAUGAGAAUUGCCUUGCAUCUCGUGGAUAAUCUGUUCUGGAACCUAACUUUCAAGUGUGUAUAAAUUUGCUCUCUCCAC